AUGAACUAUGGGCAGGACUACGGCCAGAAUAAUCAGAACCACCAGAAAACCCGUUCACGUUCUGAGACGUCAUUUUCGGAUAAUAUCUCACUGACAACUACUCGAAGUACUGCCACACAGGAUCUGGCAGAUUUCCUCAAAACAUCCAGUCCUGACGAUUUCAAGAGAUAUCUCUCAUCGUCUUCUGAAGAUCUUAGUACUGGCGCUGGUUCUCGAGGGGGAAGCUUUCGAUUCCUGAGGUCGCCGACACAUGGAAAUUCGCCCACAAGAGUAAAUACCGCACCCCCUACAACUGUUACUCCUAGUAAGAAUGUUGUUUCCAAAACCACUUCCAAGGGGAAGCCAUAUCUUCAAAUUCAUGUGGACUAUGGAGAGACUUACUUCGAUUCUCAAGCCACGAGUGUAAGUCAACAAACAAGUUUCUCGUCUGAGACAUCUUCAGAUUAUAAUCGAAACAGCAUGACAACCAGCCUCAGCACCGGUGCAUAUUCCAUACCUAGUCCCCGAGAAUCAUGUUCUGGCGAGCGAAGUAUCAGUCCUACGCUACCUAGGAAUGCUCAGGAAUCAAAAGUUUCACUAGACGUAGCAACCAUGGGUAGAUAUCAACAGUUUCUUGAUUCCGAAACCGAUACCAAAACAGGCACUACUAGUGACAGUGUUAGAUCGGUACCACGUUCGUACACCAGUGAUAUUGUUACUAUGGGAAUGGCAGAGAUGAGGGAAUUCCAGAAACGUGGGCGACUGAGGUCACCGCCCCGAAGUCCUUCUGGAGCUUACUCUUCGAGCGUCAUGGGGUCUACGAAGAGUUCUCCUCCGCGCCGUCGUUCUCGAUCAGAGGCCGCAGGAGUUGUUCGUCCAAGGUCUCAAGUCAUUUCGGCACGCUCGUCCAUGACUUCUGUGGUUUUUGAAGAUGUUACCGAUAUUGAAUUUGAAGUCACGACAAGUAGUGGCGCUCAUGUUCAACGCAAGAAGAGCCGAAAAACACCACCCAUGCCAGGUCCACCCCCAAACAGGAGUUUACCUUCUCUUCCAGAGAAUCAUAGUGCUCUGCGGCUAGACGAGGCGGAGGAGCGGCGCCCAACUCCUACACGCACACGUAUUUCACGAAUGUCAAUUACAAGCACAACAACAACCUGCCAAUUCGAUGAUGCAGAGUCAAUUAGAAGUGAUAGAAAGACCCGCGAAGAGCGUGUUAAGGCACGCAAGGCAAAGGAUAUGCAAAGGAUGAGGGAAAGGAGCAAGAUUCGACAGAAUAGCGAAUCGGGUGAAACAUAUGAUUCAAAUAGAAGGAGGUCUACAACUGGUCAAAGUACUUUCAGCGACAGCACUGACAGAAGAUCUUCACUUGCCCUCACUGAACAUCCAGCUUUAUCAUUCAACAGUCUUCCAAAUAGCCCAUCGGACAACAAGACACACCCCCGCUAUGCGAAAGGAUUUGACUCUGGAGCUUCGGAAAAUGCAUCGACACCACCAACACCAACAGUCACAGUUUCAACACACAACGUUUCGGCAAGGGAGAUAGAGAUGGAGGCACGAAUACUUGCUGUGGAGCGGAAGAAUAAGAUGUUAGAACAGGCUUUGAUGGCGGUUAUUCGGAGCACGGUGAAAGGACAGACCCAGCGGAAAACGGAACUGUUCAAGGCGAAUGAUAUGGAGGAAUUGCUGGAUGAAUUAAAUCUUGAGGAACAUCCAACUGUCUUGACGGACGGUCAAUUAGUUUGA
Messenger RNA from Morchella sextelata, 1722 nucleotides. RefSeq lists its product as uncharacterized. Bases 1 to 1722 code for a protein of 573 amino acids. NCBI's taxonomy places the organism in Eukaryota, Fungi, Ascomycota, Pezizomycetes, Pezizales, Morchellaceae. The transcript has a single exon. The record is from RefSeq and is a predicted model, not a curated record.